AGGAUUGAGGGCAUCCUCCCAGAGAACGAGGUAUGCCGCCAUGCCGCACAACGACGACAGGCAAAAGAAGCGACGCCAUCUCCCCACCGUCUGCAAGCGAUGGCGGUGGCCGUGCCGACAGCUCAAGGCAACGUACAAGGACACAAUCACGCCAACGACCACCAUCAUCCCGGCCAUCCCCUUCCACCCCCUUCCGCCCCUCCCUCUUGCUGACGUCUUCCCUCCUGCUGCUGUCGUCAUUUUGCCAAGCGAAGACUCGUGACGAGUGGGUGGAUUCUCGCCGUGUGAUUUAUCAGGUGGUGACGGACCGCUUUGCCCUUGAGGGCGGGCAGCAGGGUACGAAGCAGGGGACGUGUUGGAAGGACGGCUGCGAGAACGGGGGCUACUGCGGCGGCACUUGGGCGGGGCUGCGGGAGCAGCUGGGGUACAUCAAGGGCAUGGGGUUCAACGCCAUAUGGAUUUCCCCACACGUCCAAAACACCAAAUGCGGCUACCAUGGUGAGCGAGGGGGACGGACGGCCUGGUGAGCACAAAGUAGGGAGGCUGUGUGUGUGUGUGUGUUGUCGGCGUGUGUCAGGGUUUUGGCCGAAGAAUUUCGCCGAGUUGAAUGAGCAUUUUGGGACGGAAGAUGAACUGUACGCUCUGGUCAAGCGCGCCCACGACCUCGACAUAUGGAUCGUCAUGGACACAGGCAAGCGUGUGCAUCAACGAGCCAACCAAAACAUGAUGGCCGACAGCGCGUGUGUCUAUCAUGACAUGGCAGUGUUGAACCACAUGAGCAUGGAGGAGCCAAUCGAGAACUUGUGGCCCUUCAACGACACCGUCUACUACCGCGAGCACUGUCCCAUGGACUACAACGACCGAUACGCCGUCCGCCACUGCUGGCUCAUGGGGCUCCCUGACCUCAAUGACGACAUAUACGCCGUCCGGUAGGCCUCUGUGCGCGCGUGAAAGUGACCGAAACUCACUCCUCCCGACCCACCCCUGUGUGUAUUACCUCCCUGGCACGUGUGCAGGAAGUAUCUGAUAGACUGGGCGGAGCACCAGGUGCUCAAAUACGAGUUUGACGGGUACCGGAUGGACGCCAUCGUGCACCUGCAGUACGACACGCUGGCCGAGGUGUGGGAGCGGCUGUCCAACCACACAUUCACCAUCGGGGAGGCCUUCAUGCCGCUGGUCAAGGACAUGGCCUGGUACCAAUUCAACAAGUGGAAGCAACGGCAGCUCAUGGAUGGGGUCAGUCAGUGAGUGAAUGGCUGGUGUGGUGGAUGGAUCGCCGUCCAUCCAUCCACUGUGGGUGUGAGUUGGGUUGGGGUGGUCUUCAGGUGACGAACUACCCGAUGGCCAUUCAGCUGCGGAAGAGCUUCGGGCAGAAGGAGAGCCUCUAUGGCGUCAAGUGGAUCUGGGGAGAGCUCAUGAAGGAAGUCAGGUACGCACACACGCAGACCAGACCCACACACACCUGCACCGUCCACCCGCCCCACCCAGCGACCGCCAUCCCUUCACCUAUCGUCCGUCUCAGGGACGUCAGCGCGUUGGCCUUGUUUGUGGAGUCCCACGACAUGAAGCGGUUCCUCAACAUGCAGCCCGACUGGACCCUCUUCACCAAUGCGCUCACAUGGAUACUCGCCGCCGACAACAUUCCCAUCGUCUACUACGGCUCCGAGCAGGCAAUGACUAACGGUACGGUCAGCGGGAAAUGGGAAGGAGACGCACAUUUCGGGGGGAAGGAUGUGUAGGUGUGGGUGUGGGUGUGUGUUGCUAUCAGGUCAUCGAGAGCCGCUGUGGUACAAGGGCUAUGACCAGGAGGCCGUCUACUACGAGCUAAUCAGGCGGAUGAUCACACACAGGGUCGCAGGGGUGUUCGACGGACCACAGCAAGAGAGACACGUACGCAGGACAUCCAUGAACACCCCAAACACACCUUGCCCACUUCGCCGUCUCUGCAGGUAGAGGAUUGGCUGUACGUGUAUUCCCGCAACAACACCCUAGUCGUCACGUCCAACCUCGGCUCCGGCAAGGGUAACCAGCGGUUCAUCCCCACGGCCGAGCUGCCCCCCUCCUACACCAAAGACACCGUCCUCUGCAAUGUCCUCACCGACACGUGCGACACGACCGUGCAGGCCGGCGGGCUAGAGGUGGUCAUCCACAAUGGGCAGCCACUCGUGCUGGUGCCGCAGGAGCAGUUGAUCCCCUACACCGAGCCGGAGAUAUUCGGGGAGGCGCCGAUUGACGACGACAGUGAGGAGAGUGAGGAGAGUGAGGAGAGUGAGGAGGGUGUGGGUGUGGAUGAGGGCGGAGAUGACGGUGGGUACGAGUACUACGGCGAUGGGGCGUAUGGAGACUACUAUGGCGCCUCGCAGGCCCCGCUGGUCGACGAGUACUACGGCGACCUGCAGAAGGAGAUCGACGAGGUCCUGCAGGAGCAGGAGGGAGACAUCACCACCACCAUUUCCAGCACCCCUCUCCCCACCAGCAGCAGCAGCAGCACCACACCCAUUCCAACCGAUGGCAUCAUGGCCACCCAACGGACAGCCGAUGACAUCCCAACAUUAGCGCCCAUCGACAUGGAGGAGGAGGAACAACAAGAAGACGAGGAGGACGGCAGCAGCACCGACACAGCAACAGAGACCGACGGAGACGGAGACGGAUGGGCCACCCGCGGGUUAGAGGAGCACUGCUUCGAGUAUGCUGACUACCUGGGCAACGACGUAGGCGGCGUGAAGGUGUCAUCGCCCAAGGGGUGUCAGCUGGCGUGUCAGGAGGACGACCGUUGUCUGUUCUUCACCUAUUUGCCGCGGUUCACGGAGAUGUCGAGUGUCAACUGCUGGCUCAAGGCCACCGACCAAGGGAGGGUAAUCAGGUGGGGCGGCGACACCCCAUCCGUCUCGGGGCCCAAGACAUGCCGUAUGCCCUGCACACACACACACACACACAGACACACAGACAGAGAGACAGACCGAGAGGGAGGGCGGCAGGGAUGGAUGAAUGGAUGUGUGUGUGUGUGUGGUGUGUGCAGCCACGAGCAGUGUGGUUGGUGUGGAGAUGUCAGUGGAGGACGACAACGGCCCCAGCAUUCCCAGGGAGAUACCCCCUGACCCUGGUUAGUCGAGCAAAGAGACACCACUGGUUGACUCAUCGAUGAGUGUUGUGUUGUGUUGUGUGUGGUGUGGGUGCAGCGUACAUGGCAUCUUUGCGGAAGAGGCAACAGCAGGGCGGCAGCACGUGAAGGAGUGAGAAGGAAGGGACGGCUGGAGGGAUUCAAUCAUUGCCCUCCCUGCCCCGAGAGAGACAUCAUGUCAUUGUCAUGAGGUGUGCGGCGAACGUUUUUUGCAAACUGUCUGUCUGUCUGUCUGUCUGUGUGUGUUCAUGUGAUGAGCUGUGUGUACCUCUCCACACACACAUGUCUAUGAGUGCGCGUGUGUGUGAAUGCAUGGCGGUGCCCUUCGUCCCGUCCCGCCCUUUGUAUGUAUGUCUUCAUAUUUGUUUGUCUGUGCACACCACACACAUGUGGGUAAGUAUCUACAUAUCAUGCAUUGUGUUGGCUGGUUGGUUGGUUCGUCAGCAUUGGUAUUGACAUUGGUGUCGGUGUCAGCAUUGGUAUUGCUAGGUAGAGUGUUUAAUCUAAUCUGCUGCGGAGCACGACAGACACGACCUGCGCAGGUACCUAUCUCUCUAUCUCUUUACUUGUGUGGCUCCUGAGUGCACUGCACUCACUGCACAUGUUCUGUACGUCGUGUGCGUGUCCAUCCAUCCAUCCACCACAGACAUCCAUUUUAAUUCAUGCGUGUGCUCGUCUCGCCUGCGUCCAUGACACACAUCCCUGGCAUAUGCACUCACUGCCACACACCUGACUGACGUGCAUGACUCAAGGUUCCAUCC
Vitrella brassicaformis is the source of this 3882-nucleotide messenger RNA. Lineage: Eukaryota; Vitrellaceae. The record is from the annotation of a GenBank genome assembly.